This is a messenger RNA of Fopius arisanus, 2614 nucleotides long. RefSeq lists its product as uncharacterized. Lineage: Eukaryota; Metazoa; Arthropoda; Insecta; Hymenoptera; Braconidae. Bases 484 to 2529 code for a protein of 681 amino acids. The transcript is spliced from 3 exons. The record is from RefSeq and is a predicted model, not a curated record.
AACGCCUGCGACAAGUGCAUCAACUCUCUCUUAAUUUAUUAUUAUUUUAAAUACGUCACUUAGUGUUGUUUUCGUAAGUGAAGACUCGGUACUAGAACGACUGAUUAAUCUACUAAUGAGGCGGUGUUAUCGAUGUCAAUUAAAAUAGCGGAGAUGACGGGAACGAGAGGCGUUGUCCGCUCUUCAUGAAAUUAAUAAAGACUAUCGAAGGACUUCCGGACGUCAGGGUUACUGAUAAACAGGGAAUACCGGGGAUUUUAUCGGUCCCGGCAUCCGGUGCAAACCUCAAUCCUCUGUUUGAUGAAAAUAUUGUAUUUCACUCGAGUUAUUAUCGCUGAUGAAGACAUAUUGAAGCUAAGUAAUGUAUGAAUUGCAUGAGUCGGCAGUGUUUUAUACCGACUCUCAGUUAUGUGGAUGGGUUGUGUGUCAAUGACGUGGGUUCGAGGAUUAUCACCUGUGAGGAUUUAGUAAAUAUUAUUGGAGAUGGCCAUUGAUGAUGAUCUAGUCAACGUACUUCGCGAGCUCGUGGAGUUCUUGGAAACAUUGUGCGAUGCUAAGCUACCGGAUUCACUGGAGAAUAUUCGAUCUGAUUUGCUCAGAAGAUCGAGAACGAGUCUAGGAGUUCAUAUUCCUAAGUCGACCUCACCCGAGCCAUAUCUGGAGAUGAAGCCGGGAAAGGGAAAGGGAAAGGGGCUGAUACUUCCGAAGCUGAAGAAUUUAGAUGAAAAUAAUUUAACAGAAUAUAUUGAUGCUGACCAUCAACCUCCACUAGUGGAAAAGCCCUCGGAGUGUCAGAAUGAGUACGAGAGUUUUGCGAGUCCGAGUCCUCCGGUGGCGAUUGAGAGGAAAGAUCAGGAUGAGCCUGAUGAGCAGCUCAAGACAAUUUACAGUGCUUUUUCGGCCGAACAGACGAAGAGUAAAUGUUACAAGUGGGGACCACUGCAGCAAUUGCGAGACGAGAGGAAUAUUUUCAUGAAAGUUGUGCUGCGAGAACGACCGUGUUGGGUUGGCCUGGUUGGUACUUACUUGCUCAUCUACGAUAAUAAAGACUCGAAAAAACCCAGAGAGAUCUCCUCAAUUCGUGGCUUUUCAGCCCGUCCAGCUCCUAGUCUCCUGAUCGGUGACUCUGACCGGUCGAAAUCAGCCUUCGAGAUCUUCUGUCCAGGAAGCAAAACGCUCCAGUACAUCGGACGAGCGCCGAAGGACAUGGAGCAGUGGGUAGCGGCGAUAAAUCGUAUAGGGACUGGCGUUCAGACUGAUAAAUCUAAUACGGAGAUGCAGAAAACUCUCCUGGAGCAACUAGUACCCAGUUUCGACUCAAAUUCCACCAUCUCCGAGGAGCAGUACCAGGACAUUGGCCAAUUGGGAGAGACCUCAAAGGGAGGGAAAUUCGUGGAAAAACCGAAGGAGCAAAAGGGAGUGGACAAAGACGAGAAACCCCAAGAAAAAAUAGCGAAGACUGUCUCGAGUCCACCUCCUCUCCCCGCCAGAAUUCCCCGGAGGCUUCCAUCACUCCCUCAGACUCCUGUGUCCCCCGUUCUCGCACCUGAGGAUAUCGCCGAGGGAAAGGACGAUAUAUACUACACGAUUGAAGACAUGCAGGACGGUAUGACGUACAUCAAUCUCAAGCCCGCUCAUCCACACAACAAAAUUCCUCCUCCAGUGGAGAAGACAGACCUGGAAGUGUACGACGACAUCCAGGCCAAUUCGACGUCAGAGGCAAAUUUAAAUUCAAAUAAAAAUCUCAAGAGUUCCGAUGAACAAUUGGAGACAUACGACGAAGUGGGAUCAGCAGAGUCAAAGAAGGAGAACUCGAGGGAAUCCCCGAAGAAGAAAUCAUUCUUCGACAGAUUCAAACGCCAGAGAGAAUCCCCCAAGAAAGAAGACCAUAAAAAAAAGGAGGAACUGAGUGUAAUCGAAUCUCCGAGGAUCGUCGACCUGGAGCUUCCAACGUACGAUGAUGUAAGAGGAAUUUCCCCUGGGUUGGAUACAAACGAGGAACAAGAAAAUUACACGUGCCCUCCAGCUCCUCGUCCAGUUUUCUCGAGUCCAAUCGAAGAGGAGAUUUACGACGACAUCGGCCACAUGCGUGAGAACGAACGAGUUGAAUCAUCUUCCAACAAUGAUAAUUGUGAGCUUGAGCAUUACCAAGUGCCCAAGGCUCAAGACCCAAUUGACCCCCGACAAUUGAACGUGACGUGUGAGGAAGACAUCUACGAUGAUGUUGCCAUUCGGGAUCAGUUCAGAGCGAGGCAACGCGACUCUGCAUGCUCCUCCUCAUCCUCUGAGAGGGCUGUUAACACAGUGACUAAGGCCUGGAGUAAAUUCUCCAGUGGCAAGAGGAAUAACGAGAAGAAUGGACUGAGGAAAAAUGAGAGUGAAGAGAAGCUCGAAGGGGGAGAAUCGGGAGAGGAUGGAAACGAUCCUAAAGUCAAUAAAUUUCACAAACUUAAGAGUAAAAUGGAACACGCCUUGAAUAUCACUGGAAAACCACCAAUUCCACAUAUCAAUAGGGAUGAUGGUCAUUGAUUCAUUAAUUAUUGAGUGAUUAGUGAAUUAAGGCAGUAGUAAGUGAUGUUAAUUUUAUUUCGAUAAUAAAAUUUGUUUUUCUAAU